GUCAUCAUCAUGUUUCUCCUGUGGAUGCCAGUUUUGGUCCUUGUCCUUUCAUGGGCUCCGGUUGUCACUCCCUCCGCUGGCUUGUCCAGCUGUGGCUCGUGGCUUCUUCUCGGACCUAACAUCGAGUCCAAACCAAGCGGGCUUGGUGGCCUAACCCUAUCUACCGUAGGAGCCACAUCUCUCACCACCGGCCCUGAAGGUAUCAACGCAUGGGUUUUCACCGGGCAUAACUACGUCAAGAUAACCAGUGACGGAAAGCUGGAUAUUGAGGGUGAUAGUUUCACAAUCGCGACUUAUCUUUACCAAGACGUGCUUAGAGACGGGCCAAUCGUGGAGUGGAGAGGUCGAGGAUCGGCCGGAACUCACAUGUGGAUGUAUCGAGGCAAGCUUUACAUCAACCUGGUCGCCCGUACUGGACGCAGCCAUUCGCAAUUUCAUAUUGCUCCACCAACUAAGAAAUGGUCGUUCGUAGGGAUCAGCUACAGUCAACAAACUGGCAAUUUGGUGAUGUGGGUCGAUGGUAAUGUUUUCAUCAAGAAUGUCGGAACCAUAGGACCCCGAGACAUGUUGAAUGAUUUGUACGUUGGACUCAGGCCUACAAGUACUGGGUACAAAUUCACGGGAAAGCUGGCCGCAACAACGCUGAUGAGAUGUGCAGUUAGUGGUAAGGCCCAAAUCGAGGAACUUAGGAAGCUGAUCAUUAGUAGAGCCAAUGUGUCACCAACACCACCAUCUGCCUGCAACUUUAAGUUCGAGGGUUAUGGAUACACUGCCUCAUUCGCCGUGAAGACUCUCACCUUAAUCACCGAAGAUGUGUGCAAGUACGAAUGCGCCGUGACACUUGGCUGUGCUGGUGUCAUAUACAGGACUUCACACUCCUACUGCUAUCUGAAGUCUCAAGCUGUUGGGGCCGCACAGAAUAUAAAUAUGGCAAAUGUUUUCACCCCAUCCCUCAUCUACCGCACUUGGAACAAGCAAGUGGGAGGUGCCGGUUCAACUGCUGUUUGUAGUCUAGAAGGCCACCCGCAACCGUGCAAGUACGUCAAAUCUGCAGGCUUCUGCAGCGGUAGUGACAUUCGCACCAUCAGUGGAUUAACCGAGGGCGGUUGCGAACGUUCGUGUACAUCCGAGUCGUUAUGUAACAGCUUCAGGUACAGUGCCAAUAAAUGUUACUUGAAGUGGAAAAUCUGUACUGAUGCUCAGCUCAGCCACAAGACAAAUGCAGCUUAUAACCAGUAUGCGAAGAAUCGUAAGUAA
Molecule: messenger RNA, 1257 nt
Organism: Lineus longissimus
Lineage: Eukaryota; Metazoa; Nemertea; Pilidiophora; Heteronemertea; Lineidae
Exons: 7
Coding region: 10-1257 (415 amino acids)
Source: RefSeq, a predicted model, not a curated record